Molecule: messenger RNA, 939 nt
Organism: Malassezia restricta
Lineage: Eukaryota; Fungi; Basidiomycota; Malasseziomycetes; Malasseziales; Malasseziaceae
Product: coatomer subunit epsilon
Exons: 1
Coding region: 1-939 (312 amino acids)
Biological process (GO): intra-Golgi vesicle-mediated transport; retrograde vesicle-mediated transport, Golgi to endoplasmic reticulum; endoplasmic reticulum to Golgi vesicle-mediated transport
Cellular component (GO): COPI vesicle coat
Molecular function (GO): structural molecule activity; protein binding
Source: RefSeq, a predicted model, not a curated record
AUGGACGCAUCGGUGAUUGAAGUGCAGAGUCUGUACUAUCAGAAUGCGCAUGCCGGAUGUGUCGCAUUAGCACAGAAGCAUGCGCCAAAUGGUGUGAUGGAUGAUACAAGUCUACUGAUCCUUGUGUAUGCGGCCCGCGCGGCACUGGCUAUGGGCGAUAUUGCUGGUGCUCGGCAGCUUCUGGGAGAUGAUGCCGAGCAGCCUGUGGCCAUGUCUGUACUUCUCCUAGCUGAUUUUUAUGAGAUGAAGCGCGCUGGCGAUGAGGCUGGCUGUGGAGAUGUGGUUGAGCAGCUCACGAUGCUGCUGGAUGUUGUUGAGCCUGGUGAGUUGUCGAGUGAGAUUGUGCGAUACCAAGUGGGUUUGGCUCUGUACGAGCAUGGUGAUGCGCAAAAGGCGCUCGAGACGCUGGGCGUGACGGGUGCUGGCGGUAGUACUGAGCUCGAAUGCAUUGCGCUUGGUGUGCACAUUCUCCUGGCCAUCCACCGUAUCGAUCUUGCCGAGAAAGAGUAUCUUUUGGCGCAGCAGCAGAAUGACGACUCAAUUUUGGUGCAAUAUAUGGAAGCGUGGAUUGGUCUUGUGCGUGGGGGACGAGCGACGCAACAGGCGUAUUAUGUAUACGAUGAAAUGAGCCAAAACAGCAUGAUUGCACAGACGCCCAAUAUGGCACCGUCGCUGGUUGGCAAGGCCGUGGCGCAGGCGGCACAAGACCACUUGAGCAAUGCAUCGGGAACGUUGCAUGAGGCGCUAGCACUAGAUCCAGCCAACACGCUAGCGCUUGCGAAUCAGGCCGUUGCCAAGUCUCUCGACAGCGAGACGGGCGUGCCAGAGGCCGAUGCGGCUGCGAACUUGUACGCUACGACGGAACCCGCAUCGGCGCUUGCUUUACUAUGGGAUAGUAAGCGCCGAGAGUUGGCGGAGGCUGUUGCGGCACUGGCAUAA